AUGAGAGCAGAGUUGAUCUUUGUCCCAGCUCCUGGAGUUGGUCAUCUAGUAUCUGCGGUUGAGCUUGCCAAGCUGCUUGCUCGACAAGAUCACCGAAUCUCCAUCAACAUUUUGAUAAUAAAGAUGCCUUUCGACUACGGUGUUGCUGAUAUUACUCAGACCCUUCAGAAUGAUGCUCCAGAGCGCAUAAACUUUGUAGAGAUCCCUUCUUUAGACGACACUGCUAUGGCAAAGCUCAUGGCUUUGCCGCGCAUGUCGUUCCAUGAUGCCUUCCUCUCGAGUCAGCGGGCUCAGGUGAUGGACGUGGUUAGACAGAUUAUGAAUCGGUCUGAGGAUUCAAGGCUAGGUGGAUUUGUGCUUGACAUGUUUUGCACUCAAAUGAUAGAUUUGGCUAAUGAGUUUGAUGUGCCAGCCUAUGUGUUCUUUACUUCCAGUGCUUCUUUUCUUGGCUUCAUUUUUUAUGCUCAACAUCUUAAAGAUAAAAAAGACCAGGAGAUUUUUGAGUUGAAGGACUCUGAUGUUGAGCUCUCUGUCCCGUGUUUCUCAAACCUGGUUCCUGCUAAGGUUUUGCCUUCGGUGAUGCUGACAGAGAGUGGAUCCGCCAUGAUGAUAAGUAUAGCCAGAAGAUUACGACAGGUCAGAGGUAUUCUAGUCAAUACAGUACUGGAACUCGAAAGUUAUGCUAUUAGGUCUCUUGAAGAGGAUGAAAGCGUGCCUCGUGUUUACCAUCUAGGGCCUUUAAUUAAUUUCAAGAAAGUUGAGCAGACAUCCCAUUGUGAAGAUUCUGAUGAGGCUGUUAUGAGGUGGUUAGACAAGCAGCCAUGUUCAUCUGUCGUUUUCUUGUGCUUCGGGAGUAUGGGAAGCUUUGAUACUAAGCAAGUGAAGGAGAUAGCAAGGGCGUUAGAGCUCAGUGGACAGCGUUUCUUAUGGUCUCUACGACGUCCAUCACAAGAGAAGGAAAAGACUGAACUGCUAAAAGAUUAUGAGGACUACGAUGAGGUGUUGCCAGAAGGAUUCUUGGAGCGGACAUCUGGAAUAGGAAAAAUAAUUGGAUGGGCGCCGCAAAUGACAAUCCUUUCCCAUCCAGCGGUUGGAGGAUUUGUGUCACAUUGUGGAUGGAACUCGACGCUAGAGAGUAUAUGGUGCGGUGUGCCAAUAGCUACUUGGCCUAUCUUUGCCGAGCAACAAACUAAUGCAUUUCAGUUGGUGAAGGAGUUGGGAUUAGCGGUAAAAAUUAAGUUGGAUUAUCGACAAGAAUAUUUGGCUCCGGAUAAAUCAUCAGAACUUGUGACAGCCGAGGAAAUAGAGAGCGGUAUAAGAUGUCUGAUGAAUAAAGAAGGUGAUCAGAUGAGAAACAAGGUGGUGACAAUGAAAGACUUAUGCAGAAAAGCUGUUGUGGAGGGAGGCUCAUCGCGCAUUUCACUCACACAGUUCAUCGACGAUGUCAUUGACAGCAUCAACCAACGUUCUACUAGUACUUAAGAAGAGCCUCCAAAUUUGUUAUUGUAAAAUAUAUUACAAGCACAAAGUUUUCUUGAUUUGCAUUUCUUUCACCUCCUGUAAAAUUCUAAAUAAAAAAGAACCAGAUUAACACA
Molecule: messenger RNA, 1595 nt
Organism: Daucus carota subsp. sativus
Lineage: Eukaryota; Viridiplantae; Streptophyta; Magnoliopsida; Apiales; Apiaceae
Product: anthocyanidin 3-O-glucosyltransferase 2
Exons: 1
Coding region: 1-1482 (493 amino acids)
Molecular function (GO): UDP-glycosyltransferase activity
Source: RefSeq, a predicted model, not a curated record